AGCAGCUGCAGCAGCCGGGACAGAGCAGGGAGCAUGGCCGGGGGGCGUCUCCCGGGGCUGCUUUUCAUCUUGCACGCCGCGGCUCGCCUGGCCGCCGAGCAAGAAGUUGAAAACCUCUCCGGGCUCUCCCCUAACCCCGAGAAGGACAUCUUCGUGGUGCGGGAAAACCGGACGACGUGUCUCAUGGCCGAAUUCGCCGCCAAGUUCAUCGUCCCCUACGACGUGUGGGCCAGCAAUUAUGUGGAUCUGAUCACGGAGCAAGCCGACAUCCCGCUGUCGCGGGGCGCCGAGAUGAAGGGCAAGUGCGGCACGAACGAGUCGGAGCUGGAGCUCUCCUGGCUGGACCAGGCGUACACCCUCAAGCUCUCCUUCCUGAAGGAGGGGCACAACACGUCCCGGGGCCCGGAGGCGUCGUGGAAGCUCAGCCGGAUCCAGUUCACCUACGACACCUCCGAGCGCACCUACUUCAAGGAUGCCGUCAGCCCCGGGAAGCACACGGCCAGCUCGCACCGGCUCUCGGCCCUGGUGACCCCUGCCGGGCGGUCCUACGAGUGCCAGGCGCAGCAGACCAUCUCCCUCGUCUCCAGCGACCACCAGAAGUCCGUGCAGCUCCUGCUGUCGGAAGUGCGGCUGCAGCCCUUCGACAUCCCCGCGGAUUUUGUCUUCAGUGAAGAACACAAGUGCCCGGUGGACCAGAGGGAGCAGCUGGAAGAAACGCUGCCCCUGAUCCUGGGGCUGAUCCUGGGGCUGGUGAUCGUGAUCACCCUCGGCAUCUACCACAUCCACCACAAGCUGACAGCCAGCCAGGUGCAGAUCCCUCGAGACAGAUCUCAGUACAAACACAUGGGGUAGGAGCAGGACCGAGCAACUCGAGCAUUGAUCAGGUAGAAACAGCAAAAGCACUUUUUCUGUGGGUGAGAAAACAUUCUGGGGGGCAAGGGAUGGUAUUCACAGCACCUAAUCCUGAGUAUUUCAUGGAGACACUCAGGCUAAGGCUUGGCUUUAACACAGCCUCUGUAAGGAGAAUCAGUGUCUGAGGUGUCUGUAGGUGGUUUGAAUACCUUCUUUAAGCAGCUGGGCUGAUCAUCUGGAAACAGAAACACUUCACAUGUCAGAGUUUCACACUGGGAGCACAAUUAGCUUUCUUGUUUUAUUUAUUUUUCCCUUUUUCCCAUCUCAAGAGGUUCUUACCUCCCCCUGCAUCACCUUUGGAGCAUUCAGCCCUCCACAUUCCUGUCUGCGCGGGAAGCAGGGCUGGGAGACAGAGCCAUUGCACAGGGCUCAUUCAGGCCCUCUAGUGAAGGGACUCAAACCACAUCCCCCAGUUUGCACUCAUGUUAAGAAAAGCAUGGAGGCAAAUGCAGGUGUGCUUUGGGGAAAAAAAAUAAAAUUCAAGGUCAGUAACUCCAGUGGAGCAGAUCACAGCUGUGGAGCUGACCCCACACUUGACACUGGGUGAAGAAAGUUUGUUUUUGCUUCUUGAGCCACAUCUGAACUAAACUUAGGAAAAAAAAAAGUAAAAAAAAAAAGUAUUGAUACACAAAUUAUAAAGUGCCGUGCUACUGCAAGUCAACUGAGAAAUGCUUCUGGCUGGGCAUCCUGCACGUGUUGUGAUUGUGGUUGAGAUGUUACAUUGCUACCUGCAACUGAUAAUUUUCACAACAAAACAAAAAACAAAAAACAGAAAAAGAAAACAGUAAUGUUAAAGUUACUAUGCAGAUUAUUCAGGUGUAAUCUAA
Pyrgilauda ruficollis (rufous-necked snowfinch) is the source of this 1739-nucleotide messenger RNA. It is a transcript of the gene LAMP5, whose product is annotated as lysosomal associated membrane protein family member 5. NCBI's taxonomy places the organism in Eukaryota, Metazoa, Chordata, Aves, Passeriformes, Passeridae. Bases 34 to 852 code for a protein of 272 amino acids. Gene Ontology annotation, cellular component: membrane. The transcript is spliced from 6 exons. The record is from RefSeq and is a predicted model, not a curated record.